Papaver somniferum (opium poppy) is the source of this 3088-nucleotide messenger RNA. RefSeq names its product helicase protein MOM1-like. Bases 577 to 2370 code for a protein of 597 amino acids. Lineage: Eukaryota; Viridiplantae; Streptophyta; Magnoliopsida; Ranunculales; Papaveraceae. The transcript is spliced from 7 exons. The record is from RefSeq and is a predicted model, not a curated record. Gene Ontology annotation, cellular component: chromatin; nucleus. Gene Ontology annotation, molecular function: chromatin binding; DNA binding; ATP-dependent chromatin remodeler activity. Gene Ontology annotation, biological process: chromatin remodeling; negative regulation of transcription by RNA polymerase II.
GGGUCUAAGAACUGCUCUUCUGAGAAGGAUUCGAGUUGUUUGGACGGAAAAAAUGAAGAGGAGCAGGAUGAGAAGCAGAGGGGGUCACCGUGUUCUAAUAAUGGUGGCCUGAAGGCGGCUAAGAAAUUGAGUGCUGCUAAGUACAGGGCAAUUUUACUUAAAAACCAAGGAAGGGUGGAGGAGGAUGAGAAAUCAGAUAAGAAAAUGAAGAAGCAGAUAGAAUUGAUAUAGAAUUGGUAAGGCUAGUAUUCUUAGUUAUGAGCCGUCAUUGCACUUCUAUACCCGCGAGUGUCCCGUGUCCCCCACGGAAGGGGCGCGUCUUGGAAAUGGUUUAGCUCAAGGGGUCAAAGGCGGAGUAGGAGGAUAUGGUAGUAGGUCCAAGGAAAUUGAGCACAAUGGUGGUCAGUGCAGUGAAAGUAAGCUUAAGGGUGUUGAGAGGUCUAAAAAGGGAGAGAUUAAAGCAGAGGAUACAGUUCCUGUGGAACCAGAAGAGGCUGGGGGAAGCUUAAUGUCAAGUUUUUUGGAGGGGUCAGUGAAGGUUGCUGCAAGGAUGUACAACCGAAGGAUGCGGUGUUGAUGGUGGAGACGGGAAGCAGAGAUAAUGUUUGUGUCAUCUGCAAGCUUGGUGGAGGUGCUGGAAAACUCUUGGGUUGCAAAAAGAACAAUCAUCUCAAAUGUGUUGAUGCGCCCCUGAAGGGCGUGCCCCCUAGUGAUUGGUAUUGUUUCAGUUGUGUUAAGAAGCGUUUUUUGCCUGGAGCAGUAGAAUCCAAUUUGGAUACCAUAAAAGUGGAAUUGGCAGAUUCUCAAGUUGUGGAUACAGCUAAAAAUAUUUUAUGCAGUAAGAAGGAUUCUAAUGGGGGUGCUGAGAAACUGAAGAGGAAGCCUGUACGUGUUGCUGCGUCAGAUUCCAAAUUUGUCGAAUACUGGGUUCCUGCCAAGCUUUCCAAUGUACAGCUUGAACAAUAUUGUGACAUCCUCCUUUCUAAUUCGAUUUUACUUCGUUCAUGCUCGAAAGCUGAAACUUUGGAGGCUCUUUGUGAUGUUCUUAUUUCUAUCAGGAAGUGUUGCGACCAUCCGUAUUUUGUGAAUCCUUCUUUACAGAAAACACUCAUGAAUGGUCUGUUAGACGCCGAGUUUCUGAAUGUUGGAAUAAAAGCAAGUGGCAAGCUACAAGUACUUGAUACCAUCCUUUCAGAGACCAAAAAGCAGGGCUUAAGAGUACUAAUCAUUUUUCAGUCAGCUGCUGGCUCCAGUGGAAUCUCUUUGGGGGACGUCCUGGAUGAUGUGUGUCAGAGAUGCGGUGAAGAUUCCUACGAACGUGUUGAUUGUGGAUUGAGCAUGCCAGAUUCGCAAUUUUCGAAAAUCAAGCAAGCUGCCCUGAACAGAUUCAAUGACAAGGAUAAAGGGAGAAUUGUGUUUUUACUGGAUCGCCGUGCUUGCCACUCGAGCAUUAAGCUAUCAUCAGUUGAUAUCGUGAUUCUAUAUGACAGCGAUUUGAACCCAUACAAUGAUUUGAAACUUCUGCAGAAGAUCACUAUUGACUCACAGCAUGAGCAGUUAAAACUGUUCCGUCUAUAUUCAGUAUGUACUUUGGAAGAAAUGGGUCUAGUUAAUGCAAAGCAAGAUGUGACUGUUGAUGCACAGAAUUUAAACCGUUCCACAAUUCAUCAAAUGCCUAGAUGGGGUGCUUCUUAUUUGUUCAAAGAAUUGAGUGAGUUCCAUGGCUCCUGCCCAUCCUCUGGUCCAGUCUUUUCUUCUGAGCAUUUGGUGAAAGAAUUAUUCAGCCUGCUGCCUCAGGAUGCUGGAAGCCGUAGUACUAACCAUAACUCAAUUGUUGUGAGAGUUGAUAAAACUGGAGGGACAUAUUCCAGAGAUAUUUCUUUACCUGGUGAGCUGGAGAUGCACUCAGCUGACAAAGAUCUGUCUCAUGAUUUCUGGACAAAGUUACUGAAUAGGAAGACCCCGAGGUGGAGAUAUUUGGAUGCAUACUCCCAAUUUUCUGCGCAAUCAAUAGUUUUUCAGCCGGAGGUGCACCUUCUUUUUUCGCUGGAAACCAUCCAUCAAACAUUCAACAAACUAUUUAAAUCCUCAAAUCACAACGAUGCAACCAGCAGUAGUAACUAUUUCACCUGCGAAAUCUGUACAGAGCCAAUUCCACUGAACGAGAAAUUCAAAAACAUGGAGGCAAGUGGAUGUUUCCAUCCAUAUUGUACAGAUUGUGUUGCCAAGUAUAUCGAAAUAAAAGUGGUACACAACAACCUGUCCGAUAUAAAGUGCCCUAACACCAACUGUUUCUUUCUCUUGGAUGCAUUAUCGUGUCGUUCGGUCCUCCCUAGAAAAGUAUUUGAGAAGUGGUGUCGUCUUCUUUGAGACUGCGGUACUCUUAGAUGCAUCCAAAGGUGGGUUUGUGCAUGGAAGAUGUUUUUGCCCAAACCGUAAGUGUUCUGAAUUGAUUCUGUAUGAGUGUGUGGAAACCAAGUCUAUGGUGAAACGAUCAGACUGUCCAAACUGCAGAGAAGUGUUUUGUUUUAGUUGUAUGGUCCCAUGGAAAGAAAAUCAUCUAUGCCAUCGUCAAACAGGCGCGGUAGCAAUUGAUAUUGAUAUUGACAGAAACGAUGUUUUGUUCAUGGAGAUGAUUAAACGGAAGAAAUGGGUUCGAUGCCCAAAUUGCAACAUUUGCAUUAAAAUGGCUGAUGGUUGCAGCCACAUGUACUGCAGAUGUGGAACCGAAUUCUGUUACUGUUGCCGAGAAUGGCCUUGUGUAUGCGAAGAAGGACAACCUUUAACCUGGUGCCAAUGUUUAAUAUGUCCGUUGGUUUUCGCAGUUUUUAUAGGCAUCAUCUUGUUAAUCGCUUUCCUAGUUCACUAGUAUAUAUUCGGAUAUUGCGUAUAUAUACCUUACAACUCCUUUGUGAAAGUGAUCAGUUCCUGUUUUGAAUGCUAGCAAAUGGCCAUCUUAGUAGAGACUUGUUUUCAAACUUGUAUGCAUGAUGAUAGUGUCAUAUUGGCAGCAGUUUAAGCCAGUAUCUGCAGCUAUUUCACCAGCAAUAAUGCGACCGACAAUGUUUACGAUCAUUUUAGUAGCAUU